Messenger RNA from Kwoniella botswanensis, 2724 nucleotides. RefSeq lists its product as uncharacterized. Gene Ontology annotation, molecular function: protein binding. The transcript is spliced from 2 exons. Lineage: Eukaryota; Fungi; Basidiomycota; Tremellomycetes; Tremellales; Cryptococcaceae. The record is from RefSeq and is a predicted model, not a curated record. The coding region runs from base 1 to 2724 and encodes 907 amino acids.
AUGCUAGCGGCUAGAAGAUCAGGUAACCUCCUUCGGUCUCAAGCCACUUCAGCACCAUGUGUGCGUUCAGCUCUGCUAGCGAGGGAAUAUCACGGUGAUCCAGGACCGUCCACUCGAUCAAAUAGGAAUCAACAGGAAUUGCGAUCCGCGAUCGUAUCAGCCUCCAAGACGGGCCAACAAGUGUCUUCAUCAGGUAGACAUCUACCUAAGAAACUGGUCAAUGCAGAUAGACAAAUAUUAGAUGGUAUAUUCGAUUAUAAUCAGUAUAAGUUUAAAUCGCCGAAAGCAUUUAGAGUAGGAGCAAAAGUCCAACAGAAAGAUGUUUCAUUACCACUUAGAUUACCUGAUACAAGAUUCAGCAAAACAAGUUAUGGUCAUGGUGGUGGCCGAGGAGGAGAGGAAGAUGCAUAUUCGACAUCAAUGAAAUUACGGAAAUUGAUCGAAAAACAUGAGAAAAAUAGUAAUGGUAGUAAGAAAGGGUUAACGGAUUUACAGAUUGAAGAAGCUGUACAGAUUGUUAUUUCCGCUCCGAAGAAUAUGGUCAAUACACCUGUUUGGAAUAUAUUAUUGGGAUUUGUAGGAAAACAGAGGAGGUUGAACUGGAUGUGGAGUCUAUAUAAUGAUAUGAAGAAAAGAGGCAUAAAACCUACGACUCGUACCUAUUCAACGAUGAUCAAUGCUUAUUCGCGUAUAUCACAUUCAGGGGAUAUAUCAGCCGAAUACGAGUUGAUACCAGUCAAGGAAUUAACUCACUCUAGAGUAACAAUACUGUUCGAACAGUCUCAACAGCACAUCAAGAAAUGUAUGAAUGCUUCUGCUCUCCUUCAAGAAGAUUUAGGUAUCACACACAGCACCUCCGUUCCAUCUGGUUCUCAAGUCAAAAAGGAAGAUCAAAGUGUGAAUAACGAAUUUGAAGAUGAAAUCAAUACUUCACCUACCAACGCCUAUUUGAAAUACCUAGGAAGACACGGAUUAUGGGAAGAGAUGUAUCAGACUUUCCUCUCUAUGGAUACUACCGGUCCUCUAUCGCCGGAUUCGAUUACUUAUACGACCCUUUUCGCAAGUCUACAUCAUAUACACUUGGUCAGGGGCCGACAGAAAAGCGCGGAUCCUUCCAUCGUACAUAAAUUGAUAGAUAUCGGACCUGUCUCAAGAGGAAUAUGGGAUCAAUGUCAACGACAAUUCGCUAAAACCAAAGGGGAGAGGGAUCGAUCAAUAGAUAAUGAGUUAUUCAGUCAUGCGUUAAGAUGCUUGAUCAAAGGUAGACCUGAAGAUCAUAGAUUCGCUAUCAGUUUGGUAGACGAAAUAUGGGGAUUACCACCUCCCGGUCAAUCAAAAUUAGCUUCAACCUCAACCUCAACUUCCACUGGAUCGACACCGAGACUCAACCCUACUGUACAAUCUGCAACGGCCUUAAUACAAGGAUUACUUCGUUCAAAACAGACCGUUUUAGCCUCUCAUUAUACGACUUUAUUAUUGUCACGUAAAGAUAUUCAAACUUCAGUCGAUCUAUAUUUCCUCAAAUCGGCUAUAAACGCCCUGAGUGAAACUGGAGACAUAGGUGGUAUUUUAGGUAUUCUGGAAUCGUAUCAACCUCCAACAGGCUCAGAGGGAUGGGAUAUAUCAACUUAUAGUUCCGCUCUGCAAGGUGCAAGAUGGGCAGGGGACUUUCCGAACGCUCUGAAGAUUUUCAAGAGAGCUACGCAGAUUUCGGACGAUGUAGAAAAUACUUCACCUGCUGAUAAGUCACUUACUGCGGAGAAGGGGUCAGGUGAGGGAUAUAUACGGUCUACACCGAAUGGACAACCAGUCGAUUCGAGGGGUAUCAGAUGGAUCAAACCUAGACCGAUCGUACCGGAUACAAAUCUAUUAUCGAUCUUGUUGAAAAUAUCUGUUGGAUCAAAUAACGAGGCGAUCAAGAAAGUAUUGAAUAUUAUCAAUCACUUUGGAGCGGAACGAUUGUUUAGUAUCCCAAAUAGCUCAACAAGACAUGCUUCUGAGAACAAGCGAUCUAGUCAAGAUGAUGAAGGUGGGAAUCAUAACGGGGAAUCGACAUUGUUGAUUGAGAGCACACCUCAAACGCUAGUAAUCGGUGAUAGGAAGUCUAGUGCGUCGUUAGGCAAGAUGGUGGACUUUGCGAAGAAUAUCGUAUCGGCCAUCGAACGAUUACAUGGUUCCCAGGCGGAUGAAUACAGAGGGAUUAAAGAGGAUAUGCAGAAGAUAGUGAAAGUAUGGGAUGGACAUGUAUAUGGGGCGACCAGGAAGGAUGAAGGAGACGGGGUAAAGAGGCAUAGAGGUGGACGAAAUAUAGAUGCCGAUCGAAAAAGUAGGUCAGGAGCGGAUGACAUACCGAAGAGGAAUCGUAGAUCUGAAAUAGAUAGGGGAAAACAAGGAUCUGAAUGGGAAGAUGAAGAUCAAUAUAUCGGGAAGAGCACAAGAAGAUCAUCUAGUAGACGGGACGAGAACAGAAAUGCUUUCCGAGAUGGUGAGAGGUCUAGUAGGAGAGACAGGUAUGAUGAGGAGAAUAGAAUACCGAGAAGUAGUGAUCCAAGGAGUAGACGGAAUGAUUGGGCGCCGAAAGAUAUGUCUAGGUCUAGAGAAAGAGGAUUUGAUAAACCCGAGCGUCAAUUUCCCCAAAGGGAAGAGAGACGCAGUUCUGGGAGGGAUGGGAGUAAGGUAAGAGGAGGACAACCGAAGAAGGUGGCCUUCGGAUUGAAGAAAUAA